Messenger RNA from Bombina bombina (fire-bellied toad), 4500 nucleotides. It is a transcript of the gene TSC1, whose product is annotated as TSC complex subunit 1. The record is from RefSeq and is a predicted model, not a curated record. Gene Ontology annotation, cellular component: TSC1-TSC2 complex. Bases 231 to 3617 code for a protein of 1128 amino acids. The transcript is spliced from 23 exons. Lineage: Eukaryota; Metazoa; Chordata; Amphibia; Anura; Bombinatoridae. Gene Ontology annotation, biological process: regulation of cell cycle; negative regulation of cell population proliferation; negative regulation of TOR signaling.
UUCCGUGAGACCCUAAGAGUCUCGUCCAAAUAGGUACAGUGGUGCAUGAGAAGGAAGGCUCGGCGCACUACUUGUGGAUUCACGCGGAAGCAGAUGCUGUUCGCGAAGGGAGCGCUGCGACGCAAGAUGGCGGCGCCCUGAGGAGCUGUGAGCUUGGAGGAGGCACAGUUGAGGAUCUAGCUGUGACCUUGACCUCCUGCAGUCACCAGCACGGAAGAGAAUAAAGCAGCAUGGCACAGCAAGCUAACGUGUGUGAGCAAAUCUAUCUUCUAGAAUCUCCUGACCUGCAACAACUGGAUGACAUCAUAAAGCUCAUAAGUGAACACUUAAGUAAAGAUCGCUCCCCUACUCUGGUGAACAACUUGGUGGAUUACUACCUGGAAACCAGCUCUGAGCAAGCAGUGCUAGUCCUCUCUUUGGUUCAGGAGCCGCAUGACAAGCAUCUCUUGGAUAAGAUAAAUGAAAAUUUAGGUAAAGCUGCUACAAGGUUAUGCACCCUGACACUACUGGGCCAUGUGAUCCGUCGUCAGCCAUCUUGGAAGCAUAAACUGUCGCAAUCUCCCGUCCUUCAGUCCUUGUUGAAGUGUCUCAAAAUAAACACAGAUGUUGUUGUUCUUACCACUGGCGUUCUGGUGUUAAUAACGGUUCUGCCAAUGAUCCCACAAUCAGGAAAACAGUAUCUUCAUGAGUUCUUUGACAUAUUCGGUCGUUUGUCUGCGUGGUGUUUGAAGAAUCCAGGUCAUGUAGCAGAGACUUGUCUUGUCCAUCUCCAUGCCAGUGUUUAUGCACUCUUUCACCGUCUCUAUGGGAUGUACCCGUGUAACUUUGUAUCGUUCCUGCGCUCCCAUUAUAGUAUGAAGGAAAACCUAGAGACGUUUGAAGAAAUAGUAAAGCCAAUGAUGGAGCAUGUGCGGAUUCACCCUGAGUUGGUAACUGGCUCGAAGGAUCAUGAACUAGACCCCAGCAGGUGGAAGAGGUUGGAGACACACGAUAUUGUUAUAGAAUGUGCCAAAAUCUCUCUGGACCCUAAUGAAGCCUCCUAUGAAGAAGGAUACUCUCCACUGUCCACUCGCAUCAGGCAAAGGCAUCAAGACUCUGCACCAAGCCCACACAUGGAUGGCAGCGCCUGUGUGAGCUACUCCUCAACACCCUAUUCCACUCCCAGACAGUGUACGCAGGGGCCACUACCUCACCAUUUAAACACGCAAGGUCUCCUGCUACAAACUGAGCUGCCGCAGGAUGCAAUUUGGAGUCCCACCACCCUAUGUGGAAUGACCACCCCUCCCAACUCGCCCACCACUGUGCCAACUGACCUGUCCCUUGCUUAUUCUCGCCCACCUAGCAAAGGUCUUCAUACGCCCUCCGGCAAAGGAACUCCUAGUGGAACACCAGCAACCUCGCCCCCUCCUGUUUACAGUUCUGAAGAAAGUGCACACAUCUCAAACGUCUACUCUAUAGCAGCACCCCUGAAAAAGAAUGGAGUUGCAGAUCUUGGAAGGUUUGGGUCACAAAGGCAACAAGUCAACAAGGGAGACCAGAGCUAUGAAGAAUCCCCCAAAACGGUUUCACUAAGAGAACUUCCUGAUGUAAUUGAAGGUUUGGCUGCUGAACAAAACAGCACCUGGGAAGCUGCUAUAUCCCAGGAGCUGUCUCAGAUAACUACAUCUGAAAAUGAGCCAGUUGUCCUACGAGGGGGCUUUGACUCUCCUUUCGCUCGGUAUGACAGCCAGCCCAGCUCUCAGAAAAAGCCCGCCUCUUACGGCAUUGUCAGCACUUGUGAGCAGUCAACUGUGCCCCGUUACAAUGGAUCACAGGACACACCCAAACAGGCAUUCACUCCCAUAGAGCGACCCAGUGGUGGGAGGAAUGACACAGUCUCAGGGAAGACACCGAUAACAAACUCUCUGUCCAAUACUGGUAACAUCCUCACUCCUAGUCCCUGUAGAGCCCAAACCAAUAGUGACACUUCUUUCAGCUCUGCCCCAUAUGAACAUCUCUUUGAGGUGGCGUUGCCUAAAACAGCCAACUUGUUUAUCUGCAAGAAGACGGAGGAGCUGUACAAGAUGAAGGCAAGUGACGAUGGAGAAGCAAGCACCCCAUCCAUCUCUCCAGCCGAGGUGCUGGAUCGGCUUAUCCAGCUUGGUGCUGAUGCCCACACCAAAGAGCUGAGAAAGUUGCCUUUACCCAGGAUAUCAGCGGAUUGGACUCAUUUUGGUGCUAAGUUGAUCACAGGGUCUCCCCCAUCAGAUGAAAUCAACACUCUACGAAACCAACUGGUUUUACUGCACAACCAGCUCUUGUAUGAAAGGUUUAAGAGGCAGCAGCAUGCCAUGCGCAACCGAAGACUUCUACGCAAAGUUAUCAAGGUUACUGCACUGGAAGAGCAAAAUGCUGCUAUGAAAGAUCAGUUAAGGCUACAAGAAGUGGACCUCCAUUCCUUAAAGGGGAGUCUGCAGCAGGAACAGACACGCUACCGGAGUUUACAGGAUGAGAAAGACACCCUCAUUACACAACUUCAAAGCCAGAUCAGGCAGCUCCAACAUGACCGUGAAGAGUUCUACAACCAAAGCCAGGAACUGCAGACGAAGCUGGAGGAUUGUCGCAGUAUGAUAGCAGAUCUGCGAUCGGAGCUGAAAAUAGCCAAUAACAAGGUGUGCAACACUGAGCUCCGUCUUAGCCAAGUGUCCCAGAAGCUCUCAAACAGCGAGUCCAUACAACAGCAGAUGGAGUUCCUAAACCGGCAGCUUCUUAUUCUUGGGGAGGUGAAUGAGUUGUACGUGGAACAAUUACAGCACAAGCACACAAAUGCCUCAAAGGAAGUUGAAAUGCUUCAAGCUUCAUUUAAAAAGGAGCUAGAGAAGGCACGUUGCCUUUUUAUUCAGCAAACUCAGAGACUGGAGUGCGCCCAGAAGCGCGUAGGGGAGCUGGAGACCCAGUUGACCAAGAAAGAUCAGCUUUUGUUGGAGCAGAAGAAAUUUUUGGAAGACGUCAAGGCAAAAAGCAGAGGGGAAUUGCAAGCGGCAGAGAGCAGAUACAGCGCACAAAAGCGAAUAACCCAGGGUUAUGAAGUGGAGCUUCUUGCUCUGUACAGCAGAUUGGGGAAGGAAGGCCUUUUGAAAAAACAGUUGGAGGAACGACCUGAAACGGCUGAAGCAGCUGAAGAAAGGUUUGACAUCACAAGUGGAAGUUCUUCUGAUCUGGAGACUGGGGUCAAAGACGAAUUAAAUGGAAGAACUAGUGCUAGUAAAAUGCGAAGGCAAUCAAGCACCUGUAGGGGCGAAGGGAGCAGUGGGAGCAGCAGCAAUCUGUCAACCCCAGAGAAAACAAAGAACUUGCAGUACAGCAGCCAUGACUUGUUGGAACCGCCCUCCAGCGGACAUCUGAAAGUUGGUUCCUAUCCGAAUGCUAAAAGUUUGAUUGGCAUGCGAACCCGUGAGUUGUUCCGCAACAAGAGCGAAAGUCAGUGUGAUGAAGCUGGAAUGAGCAGCCUUUCUGAGAUUCUGAAAGAUAAACUGUGCCGAGAACCUGAUUCUGAGGCAAAUGCAAUCAGCUCCUCGGGGGAAAGUAGUACAGACCCUCCCCGUGUGAGGCAGCUAGAAAUCCCAGACUAUAACUAGACACAUCCUGACCACAGUUAUCAGACGAGCAAUCAGUGUUAUGUCCCUUCUGGCUCCUGGCUCAGACCAAAGGUCUCAAUCUGUAAUGCCUAGCUGCUCCUGCAGUGCAGUUGUAGCAGCCGUACUGAACUGGAAAUGACCAUCACAUAUGGACUCUUUAAACCGUAUUUCAGUGACCCUCCUUCUCUCUAAUUCUGUCAUCUCAGAACAUUCUUGCUUUAUGAUUCUCCCUUCUGUCACAGCACAUUUAUUAUAUAGCUACAGAAACAAGUGAGCUGAGAGUAGCAAGCUGGCCACUUACGGUAUUUCUCUCCAUGUGCUCAUAGCUGGAGACUGGUAACAUUUUUCUUUGGUGAUCUAACGGAUCAUUGAGUAAUUACAUAAAUAGGUUUUGCAUCUCUUCAUGAAAGCACAGGAAAUUAUUGGCAGAGCUGAAGUACCCUCUGUACCAGCCCCAACAUCUAUGGCAACCCAUCGGACACCAGAGUGUGGCUCUAUCUAGUAUUUUCAUAGUUACCAGUGGGUGCCAAAUAAGGUAAGGGACCAACAGCUUCUCAUGCCAGCCCCGUUUAUACAGCAUUAAUAUGCCCUAACUCAUUGUGUUACAUACUCAGUCUGCUUUACCGCCCUAUUUUUCUUUUGUACCUUUAACUCACUAUUUCAUUUUUGCAAUAACUUUUUUUUUUUUUUUCAGAUGUGAAGCUUUAAAUAAUGUAAAUUGCACUUUUCUGACUAAACACUACAUAGAAGUAUCCUUUAUUUUUGUCUGAUAUAAUUUCAUGUAGUGGAGUAGAUGAUCCGAUUUUUGUACAGAAAUUCUGGCGUUGACUGGUUCGGUCAUUUUCUUGACUACCCAGUGCUACUGUAAAAUCUGUUCUGUGUA